AGUGGCUGUCAAACCGUGCGCCACACGCGUUUUCCACGCUUUUUUGUAACCACCCGGAACGAGUUCGGAAAGUGCGUGCGGAAAAUGGUGAUUAAAGAACAAAAUACUCCCGCUACGGUGGAGGAAACGAACUCCGCCAUGGACGACACAUUCGGCUGCGGGGACACGGGCGAGACACCGGCCAAAACACACAUCAUCUCGCAGGAAAUCAAGUUCGCCCGUGCACUGGCCGGUAACGAUGCGAAGUUACGGCGGAAGGUGCUGAAGAAUCUGGAAACAUGGCUUACUACCCGCAGCCAAAGUACCUUCGUAUUCAGCGAUGCCGACUUUCUGCGCCUCUGGAAGGGUCUGUUUUACUGCAUGUGGAUGUCGGAUAAACCGCUGGUGCAGGAAGAGCUGGCCGAAUCGCUUGGUGCGCUGGUGCGCUGCUUUCAACACGACGUUCCGGUGGCGUUACAGUUUUUCAAAGCCUUCAUCGUGACCAUGGGCAUCGAAUGGUUCGGUAUCGAUCGCUGGCGUACGGACAAAUUCAUGAUGCUUGUACGUCGUGUGACACGCCAGAUGCUCUUUUUGCUGCACGAAACCAACUGGCAAACGGAACACGUCGCACUGUUCGUGAAAGUGAUCGAGGCCACAAUACUGGACAGUGAGGUAUCACCGUUCGGUCUCUUGAAUCAUUUCAACGAUUUGCUGCUGGAAGAGGUGGCCAAAGUGAGCGACGGUGACGUUCCCAAGGGUGUCGUUACUCAGCUGCUGGAACCAUACGUUCGCUUUCUGAUGCAGUGCUCGGACAAAACGGUCGGAUCGGCGACCACGACCAACAUCUUCCACGCUCUGUUCCGACAGUCCGAGCUGGGACAAGCGUUCGAGGAAAAAUUUGAACUGUGGAAGCAAACCGGAUUCAUUCAUGGACACAUCGACAAGGUACAGUUUGAUGUGCAGUAUGAGUACGAGAACGAAGACGGCGAAGAAGAUGAUGGGGAAGAGGCGAGCGAAGAAAAGGAGGAUGACGGCGAUGAUGAUAAUGAUGAUGAAGGAGAUGAAUCUUCGUCGAAAAAGCAGAAGGUUUACGAUCCACGUGCAGGACGAGUGAGUGUGACCAUACCGGAGAUUGAGUUUGAUUGCGAGGAAAUCAUUUCGCUGUUCGAAAAGUAUCGCUACAAAUCCUUUUGUACGACUAUCGGCAAGAAGAGUGCCACACUGUUGGUGAAACAGUUUAAAAAGUUUGCGGACGGCAUUUACCCGCUCGGUAUUCAGCGUAUGCCGAGCAUUAAUCCUCGCAACUAUCGCGUGGACAUUGACGAGCAGGUGGAAGAUUUAGAAGAGUUCCGUCGGGAACUGUACGGUGACCAGAAGGCCAUUAACUGGAAAGAGAGAAAACGCGAGGUACGGUUACAGAAAAAGUUGGCUCGCGAACAGCAACGGAAGGCUGGUGGCGGUGCAGACGGAACCGAUGGAACUGAGACAGAACAGGAGCGUGGCGACUCGGAAACCUCGGCCGAACCGAGUACCGCGAUUGUGAAGAAGAAAAAGUCCAAGAAAAGGAAGCUCAAUCCGACGGAGCUAAAGAAACAGCAAAAAAUGGAGCUGCUGAAACGCAAAAAAGAGGAAAAGAUGAAACUGCUCAAGGAACGGUUACAAGCAAAGAAAAACACCACAAACGAAACUGUGGCUCGCAAGGUGGAAAACCAUAGUGGCCAUGCCGUGGAUGAGAAAAUAGCGAAGAUAUCCUCUAAAAAGAAACUUGAUAUGUCCUCCGAAUCACUCGCCAAAUCACCAACCGAGAUUCAGCCAUCAUCUACCGCAGGGCAAGCUGUAAAACAAGUCAAUAGUGGCAAGAAAACCGGCAGCAAAAAUGGUAACAAACAACCCUUUCAAACCGUCGAUGAGUGGUCACAACCACCGAAAGAUGGCGAGGAAGAGUACUUCAUUCCAUCGCGUAAACUGAAGAAAGCCUCAAAAUUGAACACAUCGCCAGUAGUAUCUUCAACUUCCACAAGUUUUGGCACUCCGAUUGUUGAUGCUGGUGAACGGAAGAAGGGUUCUCUUAAACGAACACCCCCCACCGCACAGCAGGGCAGCGGUUCCACUCAGGAUGAUAUCGAUCCGGUGACGCCGGCUCGGAAGCGCGUUAAGAUUGCACUGAACAAGAAUGUCGCGCAGGAACUGGCGGAACACGUAAAACAAGUCAAAAGUUCACCGCAAAUGCCAUUCGAUUCAGCGAAGAAACCAUCAAAAAGUCUGCUGAAGCCGAACCUCAUACCAAGCCCCGUGAAUCCAUUCUACAAGAAGAAAAUUGGCCUCAAGUGAACACGGAAGCAGAGGCACGAUGCAAGGUCAGAGAUGCAAGGGUACUUUGUAAAAUAAAAUUUCGUGUUUUUCCCUCAAUAAACCAUUUGAUGAAACCAGACUACUAGACGAUGUGUUUUACGAUUGC
Messenger RNA from Anopheles darlingi, 2437 nucleotides. RefSeq names its product ribosomal RNA processing protein 1 homolog (gene Nnp-1). The transcript has 3 exons. Gene Ontology annotation, biological process: rRNA processing. The coding region runs from base 85 to 2310 and encodes 741 amino acids. The record is from RefSeq and is a predicted model, not a curated record. Gene Ontology annotation, cellular component: nucleus; preribosome, small subunit precursor; preribosome, large subunit precursor. Lineage: Eukaryota; Metazoa; Arthropoda; Insecta; Diptera; Culicidae.